UAAGGAGGUAUUAUCGUUUAAGGCAAUUCAUUUAUAAAUGACUGAACCCAAUCUUAACUUAAGGUGAUUUUAGUUACUAUGUGCCAUAGGUAAGUUAAUAAACUGAAUGUUUUCUUGUCUUCAAUUAUGAAAAUGAAUGAUUCUGAGGCAGCCAAGUGUAUACUAGCGACUUGCUUCGUAACUCAAAUUUUCUUUCAAUGCACACCUUUGAGGUAGGAUCAGUUUGCCUCCUAUCAUCUGCAGGUCAAAUGAUAUGAUAUAUUUUAUGGGACGCUUUUUAACUGAGUUCUGUGAACUUGAAAGUAAUCCAGUCACAGCGACCAAUCAGAUCAGAGGUAGAUAUCACAAUGAACCAAGGAGAACCUUGUUAAGCCUACAAUUAACAUAGAGCAUAGGAAAACGGCUUCAGCUUGUCAUCUGAUUCGUUGGGAGGAAGGCGCAAGUUUUCUUAGCCAAUCAGAGAGCGUGAGAAUCCCCCCUCCCCCCCGUAUAUUUUAUAAUAAUAAUAAAUAAUAAAUAAAUAUUUUGCUGAUUAUCCAUUCCUGUCGAGGUAAGGUUACACACCCCUAAAAGAAAGAAGUGCUAAUUUAAAACUGCGCAAUAACCCAAACAAUGUUCAAGAAGCGUUGCCUGACAAAUUAAAACAAUUUUUUUGUUCUGAAGCAUACAUCAUCUUACAGGGCUAUGCUCUGGAGAAAACAGGUUGCAAAAGUGCCAAUAGCUUUUAACAGGAUCUGAAUAAACAACAGCCUCCAGUCCACUUCACCAUAGAACCAGAGAAAGGCAGCAUUUAACUUGCCAUUGCUUGCAACGCAACUUCAAGAGAAGUGAACGUUUUCCUGUCUAGUCAAGAAAGGUGCUCAAAAGUAGAAAUUACUUUUCUGCUGGUCUUACAUUCUAAAUAUUGAAUUUUUUUCAGCUGUUAUUGAUUACUUAAGCGAGAGUGAGGGUUGUGUAUCGUGUUGUGUUACUUCCAAAGUGAGCGUGACUACUUCACAGUGUCAUAAAUACGAUAUGAAUCUAUGUCCACACAUUUUUGAAGACAACAUUCAGAGAAAUCUCUAAGGCUAAAUAGAUAACUUCCAAAUAUGACUAUUAGCCAGAAUAAAUGCAGCGUUGCAAAAGUUCCUAAUCAUUACCCACUGUGGAGUCAUUGAUAUUUAGGCUAGCCUGAGCGUUAUUUUAAUUUAGACUAGGCGGAGCGCUAUUUCGCCAUUUGGUGUUUUAAACAUGCCCUUCUUAGAGCUUACAUCUGGAUGGAAAGUGAAUUGAAAACGCUAAGAAGCGGCCACGUGGCAUCUUUCCAAGUGGUCUCUGUUUGCAAUACCGCUGGCGUGAUGGAUAGUGGCUUCGAAAACAUUUGCCGGUUUCGGUGACAUGGCAAAUUCGAGCAUCAUUGCAUUCACCUUUCUUUGUUUUGCCGGUGAUAGAUUGGGUUCCUAGUUUCUAUACGUUGCAGAAACAUGUCCCUAGACUCUGAAAUACGUAAACGAGCGGACAUGAACGGAGAAAUGGCUUCAGAGCAAGAUGACAUCCUGAUAUCGUCAGAGAACACAAUGAAAGCCACGACCUCUCUGAAGAGUGAUCGAAAAUGGCUUAUUUUGAACACGCACUUGAACGCUGUUAUAUAUUCAUCUUGUUUUUGGGUUCAAAUUGGAGUCCUGCCGUAUUUAUCAAAGAAACUUGGAGCAGACCCAGUGGUGUUUGGAUACCUUCAGACUACAUUUGCUGUGGUACAGUUGUGCGGUGGGCCAAUCUUUGGAAGAUUUGGAGAUAUUUUUGGUAGCAGAGCAGCUCUUGUUCUGUCGUUUGCUGCAGCGGCUUUAAGCUACUCCAUUCUUGGAAUAGCAUCCACUGUAAGCAUGCUGUUUCUUUCAAGACUUCCUUCAGUUUUCAUGCAUGCAAUGCAAGGAUCACAAAUGGUUGUAACAGACAUCUCAGAUCAGGAAGGUCGUGCAGAUGCACUUGGCAAACUGGGUGUGUCAUAUGCAAUUGGAAUGGUUAUUGGUCCCUUUAUUGGUGGUCUCAUCACAAAGAAUUAUGGAGAACAAUCUGCAGCAUUCUUUGCAGCAGCUUUUUCAUUCAUCAGCAUCUUCAUAGCAUUACUUUUCAUCCCACAUAAUACCAAAUCAUUAUCAAAAGGUGACAAAUCUGCUGAAAAGCUGCCAACAGAUAACAAGGAACAAUCAGGCAGUGUUUUUAGUGUCCAGAAGAUCCUUGAACUCAUGAAGAUACCGACAGUGUUUUACUUAAUAACUAUCAAAGUCAUCACAGGAAUCCCGUUUGGAAUUUUCCAGUCCAUGUUUUCUUUGGUGUCCAUGGAAUUUUUUAAGUUGGAGCCUCAGCACAAUGGCUUUGUCAUGUCUUAUGUUGGAGGUCUUUCAAUUCUUGUUCAAGGCCUCAUUGUAGGUGUACUGUCCAGAAGAUUUAGUGAAGCUGUUUUAUUGAGAAGUGCUAUUUGUGUUAUUGCCUUGGCUUAUGCUCUUUUGGUGAGGAAAUAAAGACAGUCUUCUGCUAUGGUUUUGUAGAGUACAAAAUUGCUAAGAUCCCCUAGAGAUGCUGUGGCUAACUAAGCAUUCAGCCAAGGUUUGAAAGUAAAUAGUUUUCCUCUCUUUGUGGAGGUGCUGUGGCCUCACAGUUAGUGUGCUUGUCUUUGGAUAAUGCAGUCUGAGUUCGAGGACACUGCAUUGUGUUCU
Molecule: messenger RNA, 2696 nt
Organism: Orbicella faveolata
Lineage: Eukaryota; Metazoa; Cnidaria; Anthozoa; Scleractinia; Merulinidae
Product: solute carrier family 22 member 18-like
Biological process (GO): transmembrane transport
Cellular component (GO): nuclear envelope
Molecular function (GO): transmembrane transporter activity
Source: RefSeq, a predicted model, not a curated record